CUGCGCAUGCGCCAGAACGGUUGCCUCGCUCCCGGAAGUGAAGGGUCUGCUCAGAGCGCCGCUGGGUCUGUGUGCCCGGAGGCAGCAGCGCUCGCGGAGCUCGCCUGCCGGCCCCCGACCGCCAUGUCGGCCUUCGACACCAACCCCUUCGCGGACCCAGUGGACGUAAAUCCCUUCCAGGACCCCUCCGUGACCCAGCUGACCAAUGCCACGCAGGGUGGCCUGGCUGAAUUCAACCCCUUCUCCGAGACAAAUGCGGCGACAACGGUUCCUGUCGCGCCGCUUCCUGGGCCCUCGCAGCCAGCGGUUCUCCAGCCCUCGGUGGAACCAACCCAGCCAACGCCCCAGGUAUGGUGGGCAGGGGGCGGCAGGUUCCUGCCUGCACGGCUCCUGGUGGUGGGCCAGCUCUCAGGGCAGAUGCUGCUGGCAGGAGAUAGCGCGCUCAGGGACAGCUGCAUGCGGAAGCUGCCGCGGGCCGUGGCUUCUGCAGCCCAGGCAGGCCUGCUCCGGCAGCAGGAGGAACUGGACAGGAAGGCUGCCGAGCUGGACCGCAAGGAGCGGGAGCUGCAGAACACGGUGGCCAACCUGCACGUGAGAGAGAACAACUGGCCGCCCCUGCCUUCCUGGUGCCCAGUCAGGCCGUGCUUCUAUCAGGACUUCUCCACAGAGAUCCCUGCCGACUACCAGCGGAUAUGCAGGAUGCUCUACUACCUCUGGAUGUUGCACUCGGUGACUCUGUUUCUGAACCUGCUCGCCUGCCUGGCCUGGUUCUCGGGCGACAGCUCCAAGGGCGUGGACUUCGGCCUCUCCAUCCUGUGGUUCCUCAUCUUCACCCCCUGUGCCUUCCUGUGCUGGUACCGACCCAUCUAUAAGGCCUUUAGGUCCGACAACUCCUUCAGCUUCUUCGUCUUCUUCUUUGUAUUUUUUUGUCAAAUAGGGAUCUACAUCAUCCAGUUGGUUGGCAUCCCUGGCCUGGGGGACAGUGGUUGGAUUGCAGCCCUGUCGACGCUGAAGCAAGAGUCGCUGGCCGUGUCCAUCAUCAUGAUGGUGGUGGCCGGCUUCUUCACGCUCUGCGCCGUGCUCUCUCUCUUCCUCCUGAAGCGGGUGCACUCCCUGUACCGGCGGACAGGGGCCAGCUUCCAGCAGGCCCAGGAGGAGUUUUCCCAGGGCAUCUUCAGCAACAGAACCCUGCGCGGCGCGGCCUCGUCCGCGGCCCGAGGCGCCUUCCAGGGCAAUUAGUGCUGAGUGCCCUCUGCCCAGCCUCGCUGUCGCCUGCCUUCUGAGCUGCACUUUCCGUGGGUGCCUUACGCGGUGGUUACGGCCGGCACGGCCGGCGGGGGUCCAGCCAUGGCUCUGCCUCCUUCCGAGCGACUGGCUGACCCGUCCACCAGGGGAGGGGCGGGAGGGGCAGGGCCUUUUUUACACAAGACAAAAGAAAAAAAACACAACUGUCUGUCUCCUCGGCGGGGCCCCGGGCGGAUCCCUGGACUCCGUGGGCUGAAGCUGUCCGCUCCCUGGCACUCGGGGGGCACUGGCUGGCCUGGGCCCACCCACCUGGAGUCUUCUGCAGGGUCCGCCCUCCUGCCCGAGCCGGUGGGUGGAUAGCUCUGUUCCGCAGGUCACGCGGAGUGACCAUCUGGCUUCCAGAGCUGCUGACCUGGCUGCCCCAGGCCCCAGCACCCACCGGGUGGGGGCCCUCCCCGAGCCCUUCUCUCUCGAGACUUGGUGCCCGUGCAGAGGUGCUGGGAGGAGUCGGGGACUCUGACCCGCAGCGUCCUGCCCUGCCUCUGCUGUGGUUAGCCCGGCCCCGUUCCGUUCCCUUGACUUCUCGGUGCUGGGGCGCAGCUGCCCUUUGCCUUAGCCUCAGCGUCACCACCCGUGCCCUGCCCUGCCCUGCCCCAGGAGCUGCGUCCCCAGGCAGGACCGAGGGGCCCGCAGGGUCGAGCCUGGGUCACCUUCACUCGCCUGUGCCAGCACCGGUCCUCCCCAGGCCGCGGGCCUCGGCCCUGGACUGCCAGCCUGGCCGGCCUGCCUCCCCGCCUCCUCCUCCUGCCUGUGGGACCCGAGGCUGCCCUGAGGCUGUCCCGGGGCUGGGCCGUCUGGGCCGAGGCGCCCAGUGAGGGCGGCAGCCACCAGGGUUGUGUAAACUCUUCUGAUAUUCUCUCCUCCAUGUACAAAUGUAUAUGUCAUGUCUCAAUUUUUGUGCUUAAAUAAAGAUUUUCUGACAA
This is a messenger RNA of Oryctolagus cuniculus (rabbit), 2228 nucleotides long. The record is from RefSeq and is a predicted model, not a curated record. Lineage: Eukaryota; Metazoa; Chordata; Mammalia; Lagomorpha; Leporidae.